Tyto alba (common barn owl) is the source of this 2099-nucleotide messenger RNA. RefSeq names its product SRY-box transcription factor 13 (gene SOX13). Gene Ontology annotation, molecular function: DNA-binding transcription factor activity, RNA polymerase II-specific; RNA polymerase II cis-regulatory region sequence-specific DNA binding. The record is from RefSeq and is a predicted model, not a curated record. Gene Ontology annotation, biological process: cell fate commitment; regulation of transcription by RNA polymerase II. Gene Ontology annotation, cellular component: nucleus. NCBI's taxonomy places the organism in Eukaryota, Metazoa, Chordata, Aves, Strigiformes, Tytonidae. The coding region runs from base 254 to 2089 and encodes 611 amino acids. The transcript has 15 exons.
UCCGCCCGGCGCCGGGGCAGCUCCCACCGGAGGCGCUGGGGACAUGGAGCGGACCUGAGCCGGGAGCGGCGGCGACGGAGCCCGCACCGGCACCGGCACCGGCAGCGGCGGGGACCGGGGCUCAGCGCUGCAGCGCGGCGGAGCCGAGAGGAAAAGGGUCAGAUGUCUUCGCCCCUCCGUCAUGCGAUAGGAAAGUAUUGUUUACGAAGCAGCCGAGUCAAACGUGCCCUCCGCUCUGCCUGGAAACGCUGAGAUGUCCAUGAGGAGCCCUGUUUCUCCCCACCUGGAGCUCAAUGGAGCGGGCAGCAUGGUGAACUGCAGCAUCAAGACAGAGGAGAAGAAGGAGGGCAGCUACGAGUCCCCGCCGGGGGCUGCCCCCAGCACCGAACCCCGUCCCAAUGACCCUCCGGGGCCACCGCCGAGGGAGGGCACCGACCCCCAGGCCCUGCCACAGGAAUCCCGCUCGCCCGCCGGCGAUGCGCUGGAGCCCAGGCGCUCUGCCUUCGAGCCGGCCGUCAGUGGCCAGGAGAAGCUGGACUUCAACAAGAACUUGAAGGAGGUGAUGCCGACCAUCGAGAAGUUACUGUCCAGUGACUGGAAGGAGCGGCUGCUGGGCCGAAACACUGCCGAGUCCAAGGAAGUGAAAGGAACCCAGGAGAGCCUGGCAGAGAAGGAGCUCCAGUUACUUGUCAUGAUCAACCAGCUGUCCACGCUGCGGGACCAGCUCCUGACAGCCCACUCGGAGCAGAAGAACAUGGCCGCGAUGCUCUUCGAGAAGCAGCAGCAGCAGAUGGAGCUGGCACGGCAGCAGCAAGAGCAGAUUGCCAAGCAGCAGCAGCAGCUCAUCCAGCAGCAGCACAAAAUCAACCUGCUGCAGCAACAGAUCCAGCAGGUCAACAUGCCUUAUGUCAUGAUUCCCGCCUUCACCCCCAGCCACCAACCUCUCCCUGUCGCUCCUGACUCCCAGUUAGCGCUGCCCAUCCAGCCCAUCCCCUGCAAACCAGUGGAAUACCCAGUGCAGCUGCUGCACAGCCCCCCUCCUCCCACGCUGAAGAGACCCGCCGGCUCGGGCCACCUCCAGAUGCAGGAGACCUCACAGCCGCUGAACCUGACGGCGAAACCCAAAGGUUCCGACCUCCCCAGUGCCUCCAGCUCGCCCAGUUUGAAGUUAAGCAGCUGCCAGUCCCUCACGCCGAGUCACGGGGCCACCAGGGACCUGCAGACCAGCCCGUCCAACCUGCCUCUGGGGUUUCUGGGCGAAGGCGACGCCAUCACCAAAGCCAUCCAGGACGCGCGGCAGCUGCUGCACGGCCACAGCGGAGCCAUGGAGGGAUCGCUGAGCCACCCCUACCGCAAGGACCACGUCGGGAUUGAUUCUUCCCCAGUGAAGGAGCGGAUGGAGGAGACCCCUGCCCACCGGCUGGACGAGGCUCUGUUGACCUGUGAGAUGGAUGGCUCACGGCACUUCCCCGAGUCCAGGAACAACAACCACAUCAAGCGGCCCAUGAACGCCUUCAUGGUGUGGGCGAAGGAUGAGAGGAGGAAGAUUUUGCAAGCCUUCCCAGACAUGCACAACUCCAGCAUCAGCAAGAUCCUGGGCUCCCGGUGGAAGUCCAUGACGAACCAGGAGAAGCAGCCCUACUACGAGGAGCAAGCCCGGCUGAGCCGGCAGCACCUGGAGAAAUACCCCGACUAUAAGUACAAGCCCCGACCCAAACGUACCUGCAUCGUGGAGGGGAAGCGGCUGCGCGUCGGCGAGUACAAGGCGCUGAUGAGGAACCGGCGGCAGGACGCCAGGCAGGGCUACUUGAUAGGGCCCCAGGGCAGCCAGGUGCCCCCCGCCUCCUCGGACGUGCUGUACCAGCAGCCGGUGGGCAUGCAGCUGACGUCCCCCGUGAUGGAGCACUACCUGCCCUGCAGCGUGGACCCCAGCAUGCCUGUCAUCGUCAACACGCGCAGCCUCAAGGACAGCGACGGCGGAGACGACGGGCACUCGGUGGCCGACGGGGAGAUGUACCGCUACAGCGAGGAGGAGGACUCGGAGGGCGAGGAGAAAAGUGACGGCGAGCUGGUGGUGCUGACGGACUGAGGGCGAGGGA